AUGCGUCGAAUAGUUCAAAAAUUCUCAGGAAAUGUUGUGGCUUCUCGCCUGGCUGGGCGUCUCCCGGUCGUGGGCGUGAGCCUUCGCAUAGGGAGUGUUUUACCCCUGCAGGCGGCCUGUCGCUAUCAAUCCCAAAGCACUUCCAAUGUCGAAAACCCCGUGGACGCCCCGGAGGACCUCAAGGCGAUGGAAAACUUUGAUGAGGACGUUAUUGUUGAACCGAUCCCGGACCUGACCAAGACCGCCACUACGAAAGAUGCGAACACGACAGAGGAAUCGGCGAAACCCGCGGUCGAUGCGGAGAAAGUCGUGGGCGAAAGCACUGAGUUGGGCUUCAAAACCGAAACUCUCCAACUGCUCGACAUUGUCGCGUGCAAUUUGUAUAGUGACAAGGAGGUCUUCAUCCGCGAGCUCGUAUCUAAUGCCAGUGAUGCACUGGAGAAGCGCCAUCUGUUAGAGGUUAGUAAUCCCGAUUAUGAGCGAGAAUCCGACGACGAGGCCCCGCAUAUCUCCAUCAGGUGCAAUCAAAGCAAAAGUCGCUUUGUGAUUCGCGAUACGGGCAUCGGGAUGACGAAAGAGGAACUUAUCGAAAAUCUCGGCACGAUUGCCGGAUCCGGUAGCAAGGCCUUUGUGCGUGAACUACAGAACAGCGGCAAGUCCGCCGCGGAUAAUAUUAUUGGACGAUUCGGUGUUGGUUUCUACGCCUGUUUUAUGGUCUCUCGCUAUGUACGAGUGUACAGCCGCAGUUCCAAGAAGGACUCCAAAGGCCACCUAUGGGAGUCCGACGGAACGGGAAGCUUCAAGAUCACAGAGUGCGAGGGCGUUGAAAAGGGCACGAAGAUUGUGUUGGAUGUGAAGGACACUGAGCUAUCCUUCUGCACGCCGCAGGUGGUGGAGCGGGUUUUGAAGAAGUACAGCAACUUCGUUUCCUAUGAAAUUACCCUGAAUGGCGGGAAGGUGAACACCGUUGAGGCCCUAUGGGCAAAGGAAAAGAACGAAGUCUCCGAAGAAGAACACAUCGACUUUUACAAGUUUAUCUCCGGCAGUUAUGACAGCCCCAUGUUUCGUCUGCAUUAUUCCAUCGAUGCCCCGUUGAGCGUACGGGCGCUGCUGUACGUACCUCAGUCCCACACGGAGAAAUACGGCGGCGGCCGGAUGGAAUGCGGCGUCAAUUUGUAUUCCCGACGCGUGUUGAUUCAAUCCAAACCCAAAAGCCUUCUCCCGGAUUGGCUGCGUUUCUUGAAAGGGGCAGUGGAUAGCGAGUCAAUUCCUUUGAACGUUUCACGGGAGCACACACAGGACGGUAGCAUGAUGCGUCGGCUCUGCACCGUCCUCACCAAGCGCGCGAUCCGUUGGUUUGAGGAGGAAAGCAAACGUGAUCGCCCCAAGUACGAGCGUUUUAUCAGGGAGUACGGCCCUUUCUUGAAGGAAGGCAUUUGCACGGAUCAGAUACACAAGAUGGAUCUCGCGAAGCUUCUACGAUUCGAGACGACCAAGUCGGAUAUCGACUACCCCUACGUCUCGCUCGACGAAUACCGAGACCGAAUGCAGCCCAACCAGACUAAUAUUUACUACCUCGCCAGCCCCUCGAAGGAGAUGGCGCUGCAAUCGCCGUACUUCGAGCAGUACAGAGAGAACGACCUCGAGGUCCUCAUCUGCACGGAGCCGAUUGAUGAUUUUGUCAUGCAGCACCUCGAGACCUACGCGAAGCACCGGUUCCAGAACGUGGAGAUGUUUGACGCCGACAUGGACGGUUAUGUUCAGCACAAAAAGAAGACGCUCGGGGAUAAAGCGGAGGAUGUGAACAUCUCAAAGAAGCUAAGCGAGGUCCAGGUCAAGGCGCUGUGCGAUUUUAUCACCAAGCGAAUGGUCGGCCGCGUCGGCGUCGUGAAGGCGACGGACCGUCUGCGGGACAGCCCUGCGGUGUUGUCCGACCACGAGUCUUCCCAAAUGCGUAAGAUUUAUCGCAUGACCGGCCAGGCAACGGGACCCCCACCCAAGUACAAUCUCCAAAUUAACCCGCAGCACUCGCUCAUUCGCAAGCUCUAUACCAUGUCCCAGUCGGAGGCGAAUGAGACGGUGGAAACUGCGGGGCUGUUGUGUGAACAAAUUUUUGACAAUGCCAUAAUUGCCGCCGGCUUGUUGGAGGACCCACGGGCCAUUGUUUCGCGUUUGAAUAACAUCAUGUCGCGUAUGGUGGAAAGUGUUCCGGAACCGACCGCUGAUCAGUAG
Molecule: messenger RNA, 2232 nt
Organism: Phytomonas sp. Hart1
Lineage: Eukaryota; Euglenozoa; Kinetoplastea; Trypanosomatida; Trypanosomatidae
Source: the annotation of a GenBank genome assembly